This is a messenger RNA of Lontra canadensis (Northern American river otter), 3517 nucleotides long. It is a transcript of the gene CHAMP1, whose product is annotated as chromosome alignment maintaining phosphoprotein 1. Gene Ontology annotation, biological process: protein localization to kinetochore; attachment of mitotic spindle microtubules to kinetochore; sister chromatid biorientation. Gene Ontology annotation, cellular component: nucleoplasm; spindle. The record is from RefSeq and is a predicted model, not a curated record. The transcript has 4 exons. Bases 340 to 2784 code for a protein of 814 amino acids. NCBI's taxonomy places the organism in Eukaryota, Metazoa, Chordata, Mammalia, Carnivora, Mustelidae.
GCAGCCAUUGGGGAGGCCGCCGUGCCGCCGGGCCUCGCGGAGCAGCCGGGGACCGCGAGCGCGGCUCCCGCCGUCCUUCCCGUGUGUGGACGCCGCCGCGGCCCACCGGUCCAACUCUCAUCUUUGUUCUUCAUGUAAUACAGGCUAUUUUCUGUAGUUCACUCAGAAGCCAUGUAGACUUGCCUGCCCUUUGAAGACAUACUCUUAAGAGUUCUAGGAAGAUAAGCUGGAGGAUUACAUGAGGAGAUACCUCUAAAAGUCACAGUUCCUGGACCUCAGUUAAAGUACUGUUGAAAGGUUUUACAGAAUAUAAUCGUGUGUGUUGUGACAGAGAGAGAAAUGGAAGUAUUCCAGGAAAUCCGUAAACCAUCAUCACGUUUGGAGUGUGACCACUGCAGUUUCCGAGGCACAGAUUAUGAAAAUGUGCAAAUCCACAUGGGCACCAUCCAUCCAGAAUUUUGUGAUGACAUGGAUGCUGGUGGGUUAGGUAAAAUGAUAUUUUACCAGAAAAGUGCAAAGCUGUUCCACUGCCAUAAGUGCUUCUUCACCAGCAAGAUGUACUCCAGUGUGUACUAUCACAUCACCUCUAAACAUGCAGGCCCAGAGAAGUGGAAUGAGAAACCAAAAAAUCAGCUAAACAAAGAAACAGAUCCUGGGAGAAGCCCUCCUCUUUCUGAACACCAGAAAACACCCUCUAAUUCAGAUCUCCCAAAACCCAUACCUGCCCUUUCCAUAGAAACACAGAAACUUGGCCCAAUUUUAUCUCCAGAAUCCCCAAAACCUACACCUCUCACUUCCCUGGAGCCUCAGAAGCCUGGCACUGUUGUUUCUCCUGAGCCACAGAUACCUUCUCUUCCUUCUCCUGAGCCUCCAAAAUCUUCCUCUGUUUCUUCUCCUGAACUUCCAAAAUCAGUCCCUAUUGUUUCUGAGUCUCAGAAACCAGUCCCUAUUCCUUCUCCAGAACCACAGAAACUUGCCCCUAUAUCUCCUGAGCCAGUAAAGGCCACUCUUACUAAACCCCAGAAACACUCCCAUUUCCCAGAAACACUGGGGCCACCUUCAGGCUCAUCUCCAGAGUCACCAGUUUUGGCUGCUUCCCCUGACCCUUGGGGUCCAUCCCCAACUGCAUCUCCAGAGUCUCGGAAACCAGCCCGGACUAUCUCCCCUGAGCCAAGGAAGCCAUCCCCAUCAGAGUCUCCGGAACCUUGGAAGCCAUUCCCUGCUGUCUCUCCAGAACCCAGAAGACCAGCUCCAGCUGUGUCACCAGGUUCUUGGAAGCCAGGGCCACCUGGAUCCCCAAGGUCUUGGAAAUCCAGUCCUUCAGCAUCAUCAGGACCUUGGAAGCCAGCUAAGCCUGCUCCAUCUGUGUCUCCUGGUCCUUGGAAGCCGAUUCCUUCUAUCUCACCUGGACCAUGGAAACCAACUUCCUCUGUAUCGCCCGCAUCCUGGAAGUCUUCGUCAGUCUCACCUGGCUCCUGGAAGUCCCCCCCUGGGUCUCCUGAGUCGUGGAAGUCUGGCCCUCCAGAACUCCGAAAAACAGCUCCCACCUUGUCACCUGAACAUUGGAAGGCAGUUCCCUCAGUGUCCCCUGAGCUUCGUAAAGCAGGACCUCCCUUGUCUCCUGAGCUUCGCAAACCAGGCCCACCAUUGUCCCCAGAGAUCCGCAGUCCAGCGGGAUCUCCAGAGCUCAGAAAACCUUCAGGGUCUCCAGAGCUUUGGAAGCUUUCUCCUGAUCAGCGAAAAACUUCCCCUGCUUCACUUGAUUUUCCCGAGGCCCAGAAAAGUUCCCGUGGUGGUUCCCCUGACCUCUGGAAGUCUUCCUUCUUUAUUGAACCUCGGAAACCUUCUGGACCGUCUGAGUCCCCUAAGGCAACCUCCGAUAUAUGGAAACCUGUUCUCUCUCUCGAUCCCGAACCUAGAAAAUCCGCCCUGUUUUCUGAGCCCAGCAAAACAGCCCCUCCAGCAUCUCCUGAACCACGAAAACGUGCUCUUUUUCCAGAGCCCCGGAAACAUGCCCUUUUCCCUGAACUUCCCAAAUCUGCGAUCUUCUCAGAAUCUCAGAAGGGAGUUGAGCUUGGUGAUGAACUACAGACAGAUGCCAUAGAUGAUCAAAAGUGUGAUAUUUUGGUUCAGGAAGAACUACUAGCUACACCUAAGAAACUCUUAGAUUCUGACACCUUAUUUCCAUCCUCAAAGAAGCUCAAGAAAGACAACCAAGAGAACUCAGAUGCUGAGCUGAGUAGCAGUGAGUAUAUAAAAGCAGAUUUAGAUGUGCUAGACAGCAAGGGCCAAGAAUCAAGCAGUGAUCAAGAACAGGUUGAUGUAGAAUCUAUUGAUUUUAGUAAAGAGAACAAAAUGGACAUGACUAGUCCAGAGCAGUCCAAAAAUGUCUUACAAUUUACUGAAGAGAAAGAGGCUUUUAUCUCUGAGGAAGAGAUUGCAAAGUAUAUGAAGCGUGGAAAAGGAAAGUAUUACUGCAAAAUUUGUUGCUGUCGAGCUAUGAAAAAAGGUGCAGUUUUGCACCACUUGGUUAAUAAGCAUAACGUUCAUAGCCCUUACAAAUGUACAAUUUGUGGAAAGGCUUUCCUUUUGGAAUCUCUCCUUAAAAAUCAUGUAGCAGCCCACGGGCAGAGUUUACUUAAAUGUCCACGUUGUAAUUUUGAAUCAAAUUUCCCAAGAGGCUUUAAGAAACAUUUAACACACUGUCAAAGCCGGCAUAAUGAGGAGGCAAAUAAAAAGCUGAUGGAGGCUCUUGAACAGCCACUGGAGGAGCAGCAGAUUUGAUUUUUACACAUGGUGUGGGUAUGUGAUCUACAGUUGUUUGUUGAAACUGUGUAAAGCAUUGUUAAAUAGCAUAGCUGGAUCGGUAGAUGUUGAUGUGUAUGCUGUACUGUGUUUAAUUGUCUCCGUAGUGUUACAGAGAAUGAACAUUUGGGGUUUUUUUUUUUCAUGUCUCUGUGGCUAUCUUGUAAGUCAAUAAAUUUGUAACUUUAUUCCAAUGGAUAAAAUUUCUCUAAUUUCUUUUGAAUAUAUGUGAAUAAUAUGAAGAUGUAGGAGGUCCACUUAUCAAGAGCAAGUUGUACUCAAUUUAAAACAUCUAGUCAAAGUGUAUCUUUUUGUGAAACUAACUUCAGACAGUGGAAAUUAUUAGUUGGAAUGUUUGAGAAUUAGGCAUGAAAAAUUUGAGAAAUUUUUUUCUCUUCAAUAUAUUUUCAGAUCUUAAGUUCCUUUUUGAUCAUAUAAAGUUAGUUUAUAAAUCUUGAGCAGUUCUAGAUGUUUAUUAGCUUUUAUGUCAUGGAAAAUUGGAGUCUCAGGGUUGCUGAUUUUUUGCUAAAAGAGAUGUUGAGUGAGUUUAAAAAGAUUUGUAACUUUCUCUAGGAAACUGGGAAAGAUGAGUGUGACUUAGGUCCUGUCCUUAGUUGUUUCCCUCUGAGUCUUCCAUUCUGCACCGCCUUCCCCGUGCCACCCACUCCUGGGUCUGUCUCUUUGCUUCCCUGUGAGCUCACACCAACAGAUG